CCUCCCCGCCGGGCUUGAGGAAGCGGAGGGAGCGGUGGAGUUGCUGUGCAUAUUAAUGAGAGGGAGCGAGGGCAGCGGGAGCCGCUUUAAAGGAGGAGAAGGGAAGGCAGCGGCAGAGCGCAGGCAGCGCCGGGCAGCCGCUCCGCCGGGAGCCGCUCCGCCGUCCCCUCCCUGGGACCCAGCCCCGGGACAGCGGCAUCGGGGGGACGAACCCCAGCAGAACAAACGCAUCGACGUCCCGGCAUCUCCUUGGGUACCUGCUAUCUCAAAAUGAAGCUCCUGACAGCAGCUCUGCUCCUGCUCUUCAUCGCGAUGUGCUUAGCCAGCGCAGAAGGCGUGAAGUGCAAAUGUUCAAGAAAAGGUCCUAAAAUAAGAUUCUCUAAUGUACGGAAGCUGGAAAUAAAACCGAGGUACCCAUUUUGUGUGGAAGAGAUGAUUAUUGUGACGCUGUGGACACGGGUCAGGGGCGAGCAGCAGCACUGCCUCAACCCCAAGCGCCAGAACACCGUGAGGCUGCUCAAGUGGUACCGAGUAUGGAAGGAGAAGGGCAGGGUUUACGAAGAAUAAGAGAAAGUGGUACAAGAAAUGGAGUGGACUCCCUUGGCUGGCAUAGGACUGGGCUCUACAGAAGAUUAUUUCUCUCUUGCAGACAUAAGACACAAAUUCUAUAUUAUUAUGAAGCACUUUUUACCAAGGGUCAGUUUUUACAUUUUAUAGCCGUAUGCAAAAGGCUUCCAGAUUUCACAAGCAUCUGUUGCACUUCUGAUUUCAUACCCAUCUGCUCUGUACUGAAAUUAGGAAAACACGUGCUUUUCAUUUUAAAUAAGUUCUUUUGGGAGUUUUUUUGUUUUUAAUUAUUAUUCAUUCAUAUUUCACUAUGAUUGCAAUCGAGCUUUAUAAGCUCAUUAGGCAAACAGAACUGUUUGUGACGGUGUUGUACAGCCAUGGCCCUCACCCCUGGCAGUGGGAAAGCUUUGGGCUGGGGUUAUUGCUCGUGUUUGCAGCCUUCACCUCAGUCAGGCAGAGCAGGGACCAAAGAUGAGUUUGCUGGGGAAGAUGCCACUGAAAUGCUGUGGCUGUACCUGCAGAAGUGAGGUCCCUCAGCACCUCAUCAAACGAGCGUGAGCAUCACUCGUGUACCUCUUCUUUAAUGGACCUGAGGUCUUGCUGCAAGGCGAAGCGUCCUGCAUCUCCCAUUUAACCUCUCAUGCAUUAGAAAGCAUUUCUAGGUCAUUUUUAUUACUAAGAAAAUGUUGGUUUUUUCCACCUGAAGCACUUACAGAAAGUUUGUGGCUUCAGUACUGAGACAUCUUAAGCUUCAAGACUAUUGUGUAUGUUUUCCUAGAUUUGUAGCAACAAAAAAAAAGCCUUUAAAAGGUACCUUUUUAUGAAAAAUAUGAUAGGGCAAACAUAUAAAUACCUAUGUAUGUUUUAGUCACAAUACAACAUAUUCAUUAUUUUGAAUGUAAUACUUCAAUGUUAAGCAGUGAAUUCCUCUUUUUAAUAUAACAAAACUACCUUUUCAUUUGUAAAUAUACUUUAGGAAAUCUCCCUAUAUUAUCUCGCUGUAUAAUGUACUGUACUGCUAAAUUAUCAUAUGCUAUUUAAAUGUUUGAAAUAUUUAGAAGGUUGCAUGCAGAUUUCAUAUUUCUUUCUAAGACAAAUGAAAAAAAAGUAAUAAAAAAAAUAUUUAAAAA
Messenger RNA from Pseudopodoces humilis (Tibetan ground-tit), 1697 nucleotides. RefSeq names its product C-X-C motif chemokine ligand 14 (gene CXCL14). Gene Ontology annotation, molecular function: chemokine activity. The record is from RefSeq and is a predicted model, not a curated record. Gene Ontology annotation, biological process: immune response. NCBI's taxonomy places the organism in Eukaryota, Metazoa, Chordata, Aves, Passeriformes, Paridae. Gene Ontology annotation, cellular component: extracellular region.